Messenger RNA from Stereum hirsutum FP-91666 SS1, 2321 nucleotides. RefSeq lists its product as uncharacterized. Gene Ontology annotation, molecular function: transcription coregulator activity. Gene Ontology annotation, cellular component: SAGA complex. The coding region runs from base 12 to 2321 and encodes 769 amino acids. Gene Ontology annotation, biological process: regulation of transcription by RNA polymerase II. The transcript is spliced from 5 exons. The record is from RefSeq and is a predicted model, not a curated record. NCBI's taxonomy places the organism in Eukaryota, Fungi, Basidiomycota, Agaricomycetes, Russulales, Stereaceae.
CUACGCUCAUCAUGGCGUACAAUUUCACCGGCAGAAGCAAGGAGUUGCUGAAGAAGUAUGCGGAUGCGCCAUUUUCACUGUCCGUGCAACUAUACCCAGAUUACUGGACGUUGAACUCAGGGCCCAAGUUCUUGUACAAUAGCCCUCAAGCAACGGAACUCCUCGAUGAGAUAAGAGCAAAUCGUAUACCAGCUGAUCUUCUCGAGACUUUUGACCAGGUUAAGUUGCUAUACUACGAAGGUUGCCUGAUCGUCGAAAUCCAGGACUUCCGGACCCCACUGAAAAUUAAAGAGAGACGGCUGUCUGAUGAGGCAAAACCUCAGUUAGAGACCACGCGCACGGUCCUCUACCCUACGGGAGAGUCUAUCUGGGCUGAUAUAUGCCUUAUGAAUGCGAAGACCGGCGGCCAGUGGUCCGAUCGGGAUACCAUCGACAUCGAGUCGAAAAUCUUGCUCGCCACAUCAGAACCCCUUUGUCUCGAUCCGGAUCCCAAGUUGGGGCGCAUCGCCAACCGGAUGGCCAGAGUGUCCCGUCCAAGGAGUCCACCCGCACUUCGCCCCAAUAAACGAAAGAUCUCACAAGCUGACCAGACGGAAGUGGACGAAGUUGCAACUGCCAGGAGGAUGAAGCUUUUCCAGUUCCGCAAUCCACAAAUGGCCCGACCCAAAACCCCGAACUUCAAAUUACUAGAGACUUUCGAGAGAGUGCGCGCGGCUGGCGGCCCAGAAGCUGCUGGCACACAGGCCACAUCUGCUCCGCCCCAGAAUCUACAACCCCAACAACCGACGCAUAUCAAUACCCAACUCCCAGCCUCGGUAUCUUCCCGGCCGUCUAGCACUAUUCCCCAAAGUGCUCAGAAAGUCAAGUCUUCUCGAUCUAACAACGGCACGCCCACUCCUACUCAGAAUACGCCCGUCUCUGCCACACCACACCUGCAGCCACAAAUGCUCCAUCAAGGCAUUCGACCUUCCCCUCGACCUCCGUCCCAAUCGCCCCAUCCGAAACUUCUACCCUCGGACGCGAACAAUCGACCAGCACCUUCUCCUGCCCCGCAUCAUCCACCCGCCGCCUCUCCUCGUCAACCGCCAGUUGCGACGGCCCAACAUCAACCUCAGCAAGUGCCGCCACCACCACAACCGCAUGCCCAACCGCAGGCUCCGUCGCAACCCCAACACCACCAACCUCAACACAUCCAGCCGCAUGCUCCCAUCCAAGCCCAGCCCCUGCCUCACCCACAAGCGCCACAGCCGCAAGCUCCACAAGCGCAGGCUCAACACGGGCAGACUGCCCCGACACAGGGCCCCCCUUACCACUUCAACCAACUGACGCCACAACAACAAUAUGUCCUCUUCGCAAAGAACAACGGUAUGCUACCCAAGACCUCCGGCACACCAAACUCCGCCUCGAACCUCACUCCUCAGCAGCAACAAAAUAUGUUUAAGUACUUAGCGGCGCAGGCGCAGGCCCAGCAGGCUCAGCGCAUGAACCCUACCCAGAUCGCUGCUGCCGCUCAGACGCACGCUCAAGCGGCCCAGGGCCAGCAAUCUGUUGCGCGCAACAGCCCUAUGUUGGCUCCCAACCCGAAUGGUGCGACGGCUGUUGCUGCUGCAGCAGCGGCUCAGCAACAGGCAAUGCAGAGGGGUAGUCCGCUGGUGGCGAACAAGCAACCUAUCGCCACGCGGUCUCCCAUCCCCAAUCCGAACGCCCAGCAGCAACAGCAGCAUCAACAGCACCCCAAUAUUCCCAAUGUCCACCCCUCGACGAGCUAUCCCAUCAACCCGAAAUACGCACAUCUUCGCAACGGAAUGCCUCACACACAGGCGCAGGCGCAGGCCCAUUUCCAGCACCUCGCCGCUCAGCAACAACAGCAGGCGACAUCGUCUCCCGUACCGACACCACAGCAGCAGGCUCAACAGCUGAUCGCGGCACAGCAGCAGCAGCAGCAUCAGCAGCGUCUUCAACAGCAACAACGCGCCCAGCAGCAGCAGCAGCAUCCUCAACAACCCCGCGCGCCACAACAACAACAGCAACAGCACCUACAGCCUCAACCUCAACAACAGACGGGUAAUCCAACGCCCGAGCAGCAGCAACAGCAGCAGCAGCAGUACUAUACUCAGAUGAUGAAUCUGCAGCAGAUGCAGGGCAUGGUGAAUGCGGGGAGGGGACAGCAGCCCGGGUAUAUGUGGACGAUGCCUACUGGGUAUGGGAGGGGAGCGCCGCUGAACGCACAGCAGCUGGCGCAGAUGCAACAGAUGCAGCAGAAUCUGCAGCAGCAGCAUAUGGCAGCUAAGCAAGGCCGUGGAAGAGGUAUGCCUCGGUGA